This is a messenger RNA of Pantherophis guttatus, 2572 nucleotides long. The record is from RefSeq and is a predicted model, not a curated record. NCBI's taxonomy places the organism in Eukaryota, Metazoa, Chordata, Lepidosauria, Squamata, Colubridae.
AGUUUGCAUUUUGGAUUCUGACCAGGUUGAGCCAGUUACUAGCUCUAUUUUUUUUUUUUGUACUCUGUGAGAGCGGCCCUAAAACAGCAGCAAUAUUCGCCAGCACAUUUUUUCUAAUGGGAACAUCUUGCUGUAUUAUUAUCAGCAUUAUCAGCAUUUCUCAAGAAUCUCUGGUGAGGCAGAGUUGACAAGGUGGAGAAUAAAGGUGGAGCACAGGAGCAUCCGGUGACAUCAUACAAGGAGCACUAUCUAGGAUUAAUAACUGGAAGCACCUAAGCAGCACAUCAGAAAUCCAUCUCUCAUCAUCCAAAAGGUAUAAUGGCUCUCCUCAAACUUUUUCUCAUGGCUUUCAGCUUUGUCUUCUGGGCAGCAGGUCUAACCAUGCUCACCAUUGGUAUCUGGGCCAAGAUUUCAUUAGGUACCUACUUGCUGUUGUCAACCAAUCAAUACCCUCCCAACCCUUUCAUUUUGUUGGCUGCUGGCAUCACUAUCAUCGUAUGGGGCUUUCUGGGUUGCUUUAGUGCUGCCACUGAACAUCGUUGCCUACUGCGCACUUAUGGGGGCUUCCAGCUGGCUGUUUUUGCUGCUGGACUGACAGCAGGGCUGUCUAGCUUGUUUUAUCGUGAGAAUAUUGCUGAGGGUUUCCAGAGUGGACUGCGAGAAGCCAUAAAUUCCUACAGCAAGGAUGAGGAAAAAACAGAGGCCCUGGAUUUCAUUCAGCGCAACCUGAAUUGCUGUGGCAUAGAGAGUUACCGUGAUUGGUUUUCCUCACCCUGGUCGGUAGAGCAACAGGCCCCGAAUCACUCUGUGCCCCUCAGCUGUUGCAGGAGCCGAAAAGGUUGCCUGCAUGCUCCACUCCCUUCCGAUGCGAGAGGUAUUUACCACAAUGGCUGCUUCACCAAGGUGCACGACUUUGUCAGCUACAAUAUGUUCUACAUUGCCUCAGCUGCACUUGGACUGGCCCUCAUGCAAGUUGUGGGGAUCAUCCUUUCUUGCCUCCUAGCUGCACGUGUCCUACCACAGGCAGAAUCACCUGCAGGGACCAUCCCACACUGAAUAUGGAGUCCUGGGAGUCUUCCUUCUUUCAAGGCACUGUACUCUUCUUCCAUAAACUUCACUUUUCAGGACCAAAUUCACCAACAUCUGUUGGAUUGUUGCAUAUCAGACUCUGGUAGACUCCUUUGCUCCAUCUAGCAUUCCUGAUUCUUCAGUGGUUCAUUCUCCUUAUUCUCCAUCCUUUUUAUCCUUGUCACCAUGGCAAGAAACUACUUCAUGUUUUUCCUUGAUCUCUUUUCUCGUAAGAUGGAACAAUGCUAUUUUGUCUUCCAGAACUUUUUUACCCCAAUUAGCUUCCUUUUUAACACCUUUAGCAACCGGAAUUGGCAGCCCUUCUAUCAUUCAGCUGGAGAUUUUUUGGCUCACUUCACAGAAAAUUAAACUGUAAAGCUAUUCUCAGUUGGAUGCCUUUUAAAAGCUAUGUUUUUUUUAUCAACAGUGCUAGGAAGAACAAAACCUCCAUUUUUUUUCUUGUUUCAGCCAGUGAAAAUUUGUGAUAAGAGUUUCCUGGGGAAGGGAAGUGGAGAAAAUUGAGAAGAAAACCCAGAUUAAGCCGCCUGACUCCAGAGUGGAUCUGAUUGGCUCGCACUACACGAAACGGAAAUGAAUGAAUGAAUGAAAACAAUAUAAUAAGAACACAGAUACAACUGAAACCAAAAUAAAAAGGAAGAAAAAGAACAGAACGGUGAAUCCAGCAGACAAUCCAAAAUGCCCCACAGAAUCUAGCAGGGCCUGCAAUCGCCCUAAUCCAAUGCCUGGGAAAACAGCCGUCUUCCAGGCUUUCCAAAAUGCCAUCAGGGUGGGAGGGAUUCGGAUUCCAUUUCAGUUGACAUAACACAAUAUGUUAAGGAUCUAGAAGACACGAGUAGAUAUACCCUGUAUGACUUAUCUCAACAUUUAUUUUUCUAAGAUCAAAAACAUACUUACACAUUUUAAGGCUGGAAUAAAUAUAGGAACAUCUAUAUUUAAGCUGUAAUUAUUCUAACAUUCUGAAGAAAGUGAUGCGUAGUUGCUGAUGCUUUCCUUCUGGUGAGAAUUGGAAACAGUCAAGAACUAAAAAUAGAUAAGAGCGUUCAAUGACAGUUAGAUUUUAUGUUCCCAAGUUAUGUAGAAUAAGGAGUAAUGGUUUAUUUUUAAAAGUUCCCUGUUAAAAAAAUAUCAGUUUAGCCACAAGAGGGAGCCAAGAACAGGUUGUCUAAUGUGAUUGGUUUAAUUUAAUAGAAGUUCAAUUCCAGUUAACUCUUGUUUAUUAGUUAUUGUAGUAAAACUGGUUGUUGUGGUAAACGUUAUUGCAAUUUUGCAUGCACUGAGAAGUUACUAUAUCUGGUAAAUAAGAGAAUAUUUGUACAAGAAGACUUUCUUUUUGUAUCUUGAUGAGAUCCAGGUUAUAACUAACCUCAGUUGAACUAAUCUAACCUCUUGAUGUAAUGCUAGAACAUUCAAGAAUUCUCCUGAAUCCUGACAUAUGACCAUCCAGGCUUUGGAUAAGUGCCUCAUUAAUAAAAGUAGAAUCGAU